UCUUUUUCUUUUAUAUUUUUUUAUUUUCAAUUUCUUUCAUUCUCUGUUGUAAGAAGUCCACAACACCCGCGUGAACGUUCCCUCUUCCAUCACUCACUCACUCACUCUUUGUUCGUUUUUUGCUCUGAAACGACAACAGCCACAGCAAAGGAUAUUCGGAGAACGCUCAGCGUUUCAUGGACCCUAACGUCGUCGAGAUUCCUCCGCCACUUCACCACCCUUCACAAUUUUAUGAUCAGAAAAAGAUCAUUUUGCAUGAUGUGAUUGACAUUGACAACGAUGACGAUGACUCUGAAGAUGUAGUGAUAAUUGGUGAAAAAGUUAAUAAUAGUAACAAAGGAAAGACAAUUGAUGCUGUUCAUGGUUAUGAUAAUCAUCAAGUUGAGGAAAUGUCCAAUAAUACCUUCUGUCUGCCUGGUGUGGAAAAUUUUGGAUCAUUUAGUCCGAUUGUGUCUUCUAAUGGUUAUCCUUCAGUCUCACAUAAUUUGAUCAAUGUUUAUGGUCAUGGUUCUGAUCUAUCACAUGAUGACGAUGACUUCAUUGAUAUUUUUUCAGAAGAUUAUAUGGAUGUAGAUGAGUAUGCUCUAUUACAGAAACAAUUUGAUAAUGUGGAUAUACCUCCUGGAAUUGAGGCACCUUUUACUUGGUCGCCACCAGAAUAUGACGUAGGUAUGGAGAAGACUGGAAACAGUUCAUUGUAUCCUUGGUGUCCUGUGCAGUCAAAUGCUAAAAUUAGUCACACGACACACUCGUUUCAGCCUUCUUUGUCAUUAGAGCCUAAUAACUCUAAAAUCCAAGGAUCUUCUGUGGGUAGUUCUAAGGUUCAAAUCAAAAUGGAUAAUGUUGAUCACUCUUCUGGAAUGGAGUCGUCUUCCCAAUUAUUUUCUCAAGUUGCCUCUAGUAAGAAGAAAUUUUCUACUUCAAAACACAGAGGGCAUACUUCAAAUGUUUCAUUGGGAGUAGAGUCAUCCAAGUCUCACUGGUUUCUGGGACCUUUCCACAAUAAAAAGAAACCUGCUGUUGGUGCUUCAACAAACCAUGGUUUUAUUGACAAAUCAGAGGCUGUGAACCUGUCACAUGCAGUUGAGCCUUUGGGGCAAAUUAGAAGUGCUAAGAAGGCAGGUGGGAGCAGUUCACAUCAUUCAAAUUUCAUCGGACAUCAUGGACUAGUUUAUCCUCCGGUAAUUGAAUCAGGAAAACCUUGGUGGAAGAAUUCUCAUAAAGUUAAACCAUUAUUUCCCAAUCAUCACACUCACACUAAUCCUAUUUAUUAUCCAUUUGAUCCUCAUCUUGACCAUCCUGAGCAUGUUCUUGACAACACUUGGGUUCACGAUUCUGUGGAAGAUGGAAAUAAUGGAACAGCUUUGGAUGGCCCUCUUGUUACAAUCUCUGAUGAAGCUAGAGAUGAAAUUCUGAGGAAAUUCCAAAGCUUUAAACAAUUUGAUACAGUUGAAGACACUUCAGACCAUUAUUAUAUUCGCAAUAAUUCUUCAAUGGAACAGCGUCCAAAGAACUGGACUAAAAAAAUCCAGGAAGAAUGGAAGAUUUUGGAGAAGGAUUUGCCUGAUUCAAUAUUUGUCAGAGUUUAUGAAUCAAGGAUGGAUCUCUUAAGGGCUGUGAUUAUUGGAGCAGAAGGGACUCCUUAUCAUGAUGGCCUUUUCUUUUUUGAUGUUUUCUUUCCCAGUGGCUAUCCCAAUGUACCUCCACAAGUCCACUACCACUCUGGAGGUCUUCGGCUAAACCCAAAUUUGUAUCAUUGUGGCAAAGUAUGCCUUAGUCUACUUAACACCUGGUCUGGCAACAAGAAUGAGAGGUGGCUUCCAGGUGUUUCAACAAUUCUACAGGUUCUGGUCUCUAUACAAGGUCUAAUCCUUAAUACAAAGCCUUACUUUAAUGAACCUGGAUUUGCACGCAUGAGUGGUUCAGCAAAUGGUGAAAUGAAGUCGUUGCAGUAUAAUGAGGACACAUUCAUUUUAUCAUUGAGGACAAUGAUGUAUAUGAUACGAAGGCCUCCAAAGAAUUUUGAGGACUUUGUUAUGGGGCAUUUCUGCAGCCGAGCUGACGAUAUUCUGGUGGCAUGUAAAGCAUACAUGGAAGGUGCUCAAGUUGGUUGUUUGGUCAAAGGUGGUGUUCAGGAUGUUGAUGAGGGUGACAGAAGCUGCUCAAAGCGUUUUAAAGAGUCUUUAUCUGGAUAUAUGAAUAUGAUUGUUAGAGAGUUCGCUAAAACUGGAGCAAAGGACAUUGAUAAAUUCCUGCCUCCAGAAACAACACUGAACAAGCCAUUGGCUGAUUUGCCUGAGGCUGCAACCUGAACAUUCUCUUGGAAAACCCAAUUUUGAGACUUGAUCUAUAUAUUUAUAGAGGCUUAUAAUUAUUACAUCUAUUUCACCAAGUAGCACCUUUCUGCUUUAUAUUGAACAGUUAGUUUUUGUUACUUCUAGUAUCAUAUUUUGAAGAACUUUGAACAAUACCUGCACAUAGUUGUAUAUAAUUGCUAAUAAAAAUUUAACCGAUUUCUUAGUAUGU
Abrus precatorius (Indian licorice) is the source of this 2526-nucleotide messenger RNA. RefSeq names its product probable ubiquitin-conjugating enzyme E2 26. Bases 177 to 2312 code for a protein of 711 amino acids. The transcript has 7 exons. NCBI's taxonomy places the organism in Eukaryota, Viridiplantae, Streptophyta, Magnoliopsida, Fabales, Fabaceae. Gene Ontology annotation, molecular function: ubiquitin conjugating enzyme activity. The record is from RefSeq and is a predicted model, not a curated record.